AGGACCCCAAUAUCAAACAGUAUGAUGAAGAAAUAUCCAUACCUAUUUUUUCAUAUUUAUCUUUUUACUUUCUAGUGUUGCUUCUUUUCUACCACUACCCGAGGUCGCGCUGACGUUGACUUGCCAAGCGAGGAUAUGUUGGGAAGCAGCGCUCGGUGCCGGCAGUAUUUAGUAUGUAGCUUGCAAGAAUUCUUUUCACUUUGAUCAUUCAACUGGAAUCUUGCAAGUGCUACGCAUCUUUUGUGAAGCUUUACCAGUUUCUGUUUCUCCUGAGUACUCAAUGAUUUGACAUCUCCUAAAAAGCGAGACUCGCCGGCGAUAAUUUUUCCAUUGCCUGUAUCACCAUCGCCGUUCUUCCCCGAUGACAGAAGCGAUGUUGAUCGUUUGUCGGCUGAUAUUAACGCUUUUUUGCGCAGGGAAACAAACCGGAAUUGGUUCUUUGUCGUGGUUGGCUCUAUUAAUUGUUUUGAAGAGCUCGCUACUAGUGGACCCUGUCUUCGGGAGUCCUUACCUGGUGACGACCUCUCAGCCGGGUGCGUACACGAACCUGCAGCACCUGAAGAACCCGCUGUGCCUUGCGGAGUGGUCGGGCUACGCUUUCGGGACCAGUUUGGGGUGGUGCGGCAGUGAUGAGAGCAGUAAGCGCAUCCAUGUGAACAACAACGCGGGGAAUACGAUCAAGACGUGCGACCAAGAGUGCCGCAACACCGCGGGGUGCACCCACUACGUGAUGAACAAGGACGACAGUCCCAUGUCCUGCACGUUCUACCGGACGGGGUGCCAGGACCGGAAUCCCGCUUUCGGGGACAAGCCGCACGACACCGUCGCGAACGUGGUGAAGCGGCUGCAAGCCUACAGCAUCGAGCGCAACCUGGCCCAGUGCGCGGAGUCCUACGAGGUUCCGCAACUGCGCAAUCCGGAUACGGAGUGCGCGCACAUCAUGGCGACCUGCGGCAGUAGCGGGUACGACACCAAGAACCUGUACAACUACGUGGAUCGCUACUACCACAAAGACGAGUGCCGGUACCUCUGCGCCAUGACGGAAAAGUGCACCCAGUUUGUCUGGGGCUACACCGCCGCGGGCUCGGACGCCACGUCGGGGCACUGCCUGCUGUUCAAAGACACGUGCACCGUGGACAAUAGCGCGUCCGCGACUUUAAAGGGCUACAGCCUCAGCCAGUGCAAGCUGGUCGGCCAGGUGUGCCCGUCCAGCGGCCAGGGGACGUGCGAAAAUAACAGUGAGUUUGACACUCAUAGCGUAACCCGGGUUUACCAGUCCAGCAGUACCUGGGACACGUACCUCACCGACUAUGAUUUGUUCUGCCGAGGCCGAGGAUACCACCGCAGUUGCAGUGCACUGCUGAAGGACCGUGCGGGGGGCGGGGUCGGCACCUUCUACCAAUCGGGCUGUGUUUGGCAGCCCAGCACCUCGAAUUCGUACAUGAAGUACGACCUGCAGCUGAACACGCGCAAGUGUAAGCGGUGGGUGCCGCGCGUGGACGGAACCAGCUGCCCGGUGCAGUUUACAAGCGUCUGCGGCGGAAACUCCGACGGAUCCAAGGAUUUGUACACCGUGGGUUACACCGCGGUCUACAACGGCCGGGUUCACACCGCCGCGGAGUGUCGCUACCUGUGUUCGGAAACUCCGGAGUGCGGCACCUUUAUCGUGCAGGCGUCAAACGGGUGGUGCUAUCUGUACAAGGCAGGCUGCACGGCGGACACAUCGAACUCCGACUACUCGGCCUACACCAUGAGUACGUGCAACCUCAAGAGCGAGGGCACGUCAGGCGCGUUUGUGUCUCCAACUGGUUUGACCCCGACCGCAUCGUCGGGCUCGACGAGCCACUACUCGCUCCUGCGCCAGGAGUCCGAUUUCACGGAUUACGCUGGUGCGACCUAUGUGUCAGGCAUCGGAGUUUGCAGUACGUACUCGCAAGACGGAACAGGCAAAGCCUGGUGGCAAGCAACGUUCACCGACAAUGCUCUCCACUAUGUCACGGGGUUCAUGAUUUUUCAGAACACCGCGGGUGGGGCGACCUGCAACACGGGGCUUACCAGCUCGGGGCAGUUCAUCUACACCGGCGAUACAACCACCACUGUGAGUGCCCCGAGCUCCAUUUCCGGGACUGGGACCUGGGUUACGGUGAACCAAAAUUUGCGCAGCAUCCGGAUCAGCUCGACCGCAAGCACGAUGUGCUUUUGCGGUAUCUGGGUGUACGAAACUACCACGACCACGACUACCUCGACGCCCGGCGCCGUCAUGCCUGCUUCGAUCGCGCACUUGGUGUCGCCCGUGUGUGUUGCGGCGUGGCCGGGCACGUGCGACUCCGAAGCGACGCACCGUGUAGGCUCCACGUACAGCAGUGUCACGAUCGCGCAGUGCGACGCCCAUUGCCGCAGUACCUCCGGCUGUGCGUCCUUCAAUUUUAAUAUGGAAGACAACGCGUCGAAGGGCACCUGCCUCCUGCACUCGGCCGCAUGUAGUACGGCGAGCAGUUCCACCGCGAACAAUCUGAACAGCGUGCAAUUCCAAAUCGCAAGGAACCUGGACCUCUGCAUCGACCGGCACCAGGCGCCCGUCGUGAGCUCGUUCUCCGCGGCGUUCAACGGCGGGUGUACCCCGCCCGGCGGAACAACAAGCGCGGCGCAAACGGUCGCCGUGUACCGGGACCGGCUCUACACGGUCGCCGAGUGCCGAUACCUCUGCGCGACGAGCGAGGGGUGCGCCGCGUUUUUUUUAACAACGACCACCGGGUACUGCGAGCUGAAGCGCAGUGGUUGUACGGUUGACAGCAGUCAGAGCGCGAGCAUGCAAGGCUACAACCUUGCCGCGUGCAGCCUGGAGGGGCGCGUGUGUCCCGCGGUCUGGAGUGGGUGGUGCAUGCAGCGCGACACGCUGCAAAUCACGUCUGGGAUCACAACCGUGGACCAGUCUGCAACCCUGCUGAACAACCGGGUCACGGACCUGGACCUCUUUUGCCGGGGCCGCGGCUACGGGACGAACUGCAAAUCGGUGUCUCGCCACGGACAUUCGACAAAUCCUUCGUACUUCAGGGAGGGGUGUACGCAAGACGUUUCUGCUUUCAACCACAUGCAGUGGAGCAUGGCGGAAAACAGCGCCAAGUGCCGCAACGCGGGGAAAGUGCCGCGCAUCGACAGCUGCAACCAGCAAUGGCAGGGUACCUGCGCGAACUGGUACAGUAAGCAGAUUGGCGCCGGGACGAUCUACAACGACCGAAGUUACUCCAUUGCCGAGUGCCGAUACCUGUGUGCGGAAACCACGGGGUGUGCUGCUUUCACGAGGCGGAUCGUCACCGGCGAAUGUGCGCUGUUCCAAGAAGGCUGCGAGCGGACCACCGAGUUACCGCGGGACCAUAUGUUCUACAGCAUGAGUGCCUGCACGAUAAAUUCGUUGGACAGCUCGAUCUUGCCGUCCUACACAUUAAUCCCCUACGCGAGCGUGACGACCAGUUACUCCGGUACCAACCAGGCGGGUGACUACCCGGCGAAGCCACUGGUGGUCCGCGAAGAGUACGACUGGACGGUGUUCACCUCGGCCACGGGGUGCAACUACAUCACGCAGGAUGGCUCCGGCAAGGCUUGGUGGGAGUCCGAGUUCAAAGACGGCGGGUAUCACAACGUGACCGGCUUCAUGAUCUUCGGGCACGGGGGCAACGGAUGCCUGACCAAUCUGAACGGCGCCAACGGGGGGGAGGUGAUCUACACCGGCGUCGCCCAAGUUGGCGACACGAGUGAAGUGGUAACCACCAACGCGGCGCCGGCGAUGUCCACGUCUGGGGUUUGGGUGCCGGUGGACAGUCUCGUCAAGAAAAUACGCCUCAGUCGAGCGGGGGCGGAUAUUUGCUUCUGUGGCAUCUGGGUGUACGAAAUUGUCACGACGACGACCACUACGACUACAACGAUUUCCAGCACAACCACCACCACCUCAACAACAACGAGCACUACCACUAGUACGUCUACCACUACGACAGCCGCGGCUUCCACUGGCGCAACGGGCGGAAGCGGCUCAACAGGUGGAUCAGCCACGACCACCGGGGGCAGCGGCUCGACGACGGGCGGCGCUAGCACAACUGGCGGGACGAGCGGCUCGUCUAGUGCAACUGGCGGGUCGUCCAGCAGUAGCGGCGGUAGCGGUUCUGCAACUACAGGUGGAUCCGGCACAACUGGCGGCACUAGCGGGUCCUCCGCAACAGGAACUGGAUCUAGUACUACAACCAGCGGCGCUUCGGCCGCAGGCGGCUCCACAGCAGGUGGAAGUGGAAGUAGUGCGACGGGUGGUACGACUAGUACGGACCCAGAGACUUCUACAAGUACUACCACCACCACGACGACCACGGCGAUAAGUUACGCACUGUUCGUGCUUUCGGGUAACUUCUCGCACACGACGGACUUGACUUCCAGUGGGGCCUUUGCAAACGCGUGGAAGGGCGCCACGUCGGUCGCGCUGGGGAUUCAACUCUCCAACAUUGUGGGCGUCUCGGUAGUGCAGGUGGUAGGGAGCAGCAGCCCGCGGAAGCGGAGCCUGUCGACGCGGCAGCAUCUGCGCGUGACCUCCGAGUUGAUCGUGCCGGACCCCGCCAUGCGCGAUUUCAUAGUGAACCGGGUUUCCAACUCGACAACGGUUGUGGAAUACAUGGCGCCCGAUUUGACUGCACGCAUGCCCGGUUUGAUAGUGCACACCAUAGAGAUCCUGCAGCAGGCAGGCGCGGGAUUCUUGGGACCAGCCACCAUCGAAAUGCAGAUUGAUAGCUCCGGCGGGGACGAGGAAGAUUCGUCAGGCGGUGGUCUCAUCAUAAUUGUCAUCGUCAUCGCGUGCUUGCUGAUUGCAGGCGUCGGCAAAGUUUACUACCAACGAUCGUCCCAGGUGGAGGCUGACAACUACGACGAAAAGCAGGGUGGGGAGGCAGAGCCGCAGUUCGGGCAGAAGGUGGAGCUCGCGAUUAAAGAUAAGGAUCGGGCGGUGUUCGAGGAGGACGAGGGGGACGCGGAGGGGAAAAAGAUGACGGGCGAGGGAGAAGCAGAUAUCACCGACAUUUUCAUAGACGCCUCCAGCAAUCCUCCGGAUAGCAACUCCGAUACAGCUGCGAACGCACUAAAACAGCCUGGCGCCCAGCAGCCACACAAACUAGCAAUUCGAAGUGACAAUCUGCAGGGACGUAGAGCGUCAAAUGCGAUGAAGGACGAAGACGCCGCUGCGCUCGCCGAUGCUCAGCUGCUGGCUACGAAGCGUAACCCUUCACGCGUAGGAGAGAGAUCGUGUCUGUCUCCGUGUCCGAGUUUCACCUUGUCCUAAAUGUGCAUGUGCAUUAUGUCUAAGUAAGUAAAGUACUAGCAGAAGCAGAAACACUCCGGCACAGGGGCCAGAGAUUGAGCAAGGUUGUAUCUCGAAUGAGACAAGACACGACUUUUUUCUCCAGCUGUUUUUCACUCUCAUAAAGGAAACCUCCUUCUUUCACACCACGUCCGCAAAGAUUCCCCGGAUGAAGCGUGGCAUGAGCGGCUCAGCGCCGCACAUCGGCUCCCUUAUCAGCAACGAUGCAGAACCUCAUUUUCACAGCACGACCCCGGCGAAAAUUCCCCGGAUUAAGCGCGGUAUGAGCGGCGCGGCGCCUCACAUAGGUUCUCUUCAGGGAUCUAGCAAUACUCUUUCGGCGGAACAAACAACUUUAGCGAUCGCCGAUGGCGUUGCCGACGAGUCGCUCGCACCGAAUCAUGAAAGAUCGUCCGCUGACAUGGUCUGAAGAGUCGGAACAUCAUUUAACUUUUGUCAAGAUAAAGCGUUGGUUGCCCUCAUUAUUCCCAUUCGUCUCAGAGGGGUUUAUCCGCGUUGACAUUCCCAUUCCCGUCAAACACAUACCGGUGAGUACAACAUGACGCGAGCUCGUACAAAAAGAACCAUGCUCGAUUGCGCAGGAGAGGAUAACACUGCAAACCAAAGUUUGUUGUAGCCGUGGUCGAAAGAUCUUCUUGCUAAUUGCACGUUGACAGGAGCAGCUUCAUCUUUGUAGCUGUCAAUCUUGUUUCCGUUGCGGAGAGACGGAUGCGAGUCACUAC
Messenger RNA from Amoebophrya sp. A120, 6075 nucleotides. NCBI's taxonomy places the organism in Eukaryota, Dinophyceae, Syndiniales, Amoebophryaceae. The record is from the annotation of a GenBank genome assembly.